CCUGGGUCGACAUUCUUGCCGUUUGAAGAGGCGAGGGAAUAUGUGCACCGAUUGGGUCUUCGCUCUUCGCUGGAGUGGACUCUGUGGUCAAAAACGAGUUUGCGUCCAAAGGAGAUUCCAAGCUGCCCUCGAACAGUCUAUGUGCACUGCGGUUGGGAUGGCAUGCCAGAUUGGCUCGGGCGCGCCUCUUUCCGACCUGACUUGCGUCUCCGUGGAAGUGGCUCAACCGCUGCAAGACGCAUUCCCAAAGAAGAUGAAGACCACAGGCAUGAAGAGCAUGAUGCUGUCGACGCAGCGUCUUCCGCCAUCGAGCUCGAGGAAGCCACUUCUCUGACGAGCCGCAGACAGAUGAAGCGCAGCGUUAGGAGCCGGGUAGUGAGUGCGUAUGAGGUGCGGAGGGCGACACAAGAAGCUUUUGUCGAAUGGAUGGCGACCUCGUCGCGACCCGUGUGGCAUUUUCAUACGCUGCUUUGGCGAUCUCGCGCACAAUUCUUAUACUCGCCACUAGAAAACAGGACCGAACUUCUUCCUCCAGAACUAGAUCAGACGAAACAGAAACAGCUGACGACAGCACACGCAGGUGUUGUUGAGCGGGAAGUAAGAAGACCGCGCCGGGGCACUAGAAGUACUUUCAAUCUUACUGGCAAACCGCCGAAGCCGAG
Molecule: messenger RNA, 662 nt
Organism: Amoebophrya sp. A25
Lineage: Eukaryota; Dinophyceae; Syndiniales; Amoebophryaceae
Source: the annotation of a GenBank genome assembly